Molecule: messenger RNA, 5226 nt
Organism: Lachnellula hyalina
Lineage: Eukaryota; Fungi; Ascomycota; Leotiomycetes; Helotiales; Lachnaceae
Exons: 6
Coding region: 1-5226 (1741 amino acids)
Cellular component (GO): cytoplasm
Molecular function (GO): protein binding
Source: RefSeq, a predicted model, not a curated record
AUGGCGACACUUGCAGAAUCCAGGGAUCCGAUCCAGAUACCCCAGCUACCAUCCGGAUCUGUCAAGGAGUUCAUCCCCUAUAUGUCCAAGAACCCCGACAAGUCUAUGGAAGAGAUCCUUGAGCCAUACAAAGCUUUCGAGGGUGAACUCCGCAAAGUAUAUGCUCAGCAACCAACCCACGAUGCUGUCAAGGAUGGAGCUGUCAAUUUGGUUCCAGUGUUUGAUGGACAUGAGCAGGAACUGAAGAUCCGGGCUCGAUCUUUGGUUACUGAAUCUGAGGGAGAAUCUUCCAAGUACAUUAUGGAAUUGAAGGAUGAGGACCGCAAGCCAAGCGGAUCUCCCGCUGUCGUGUCCUCUUUCAAGGAUUUCCAGCGGAACUUCAAUCUCUUUUCCGAGUCGUCCCUUACAGAAGUUGAUUGGCGCAAUGUUGUUGCAGCCGGAAGCGCAGUCACCACGUCUCUGCUACCCGUUCCAGAGAAGUGGGCUGGCAGCAAAAAAUCCCUUCGCGAGUACUAUCACCAACACCUUGCGCCAGCUAGCGACGUUGACCUCUUCCUGUAUGGUCUCAACGAGGAGCAAGCUCUCGAGAAGAUCAAGCAGAUUGAGAGAAGCAUCAAGGACAGUAUCCUCCACGAAGUUACGACAAUUCGAUCCAAGAAUGCCAUCACCAUUGUCAGCCAAUAUCCAACUCGCCACGUUCAGAUUGUCCUCCGGCUGUAUGAUUCUAUCUCUCAGAUUAUCACGGGAUUUGAUGUCGACUGUGCUUGUGCUGCUUACGAUGGCAAGCAAGUUUAUGCUGCUCCGAGAGCACUCGCUGCCUUUGUGACGCAAUGCAACACCAUAGACCUCACCAGACGGUCUCCUUCGUAUGAGAACCGCCUAUCAAAGUAUAGCCACCGUGGGUUUGAGGUUCACUGGCCGCUUCUGGACCGGAACCGAAUUGACCCCACCAUCUUUGAGCGUACCUUCGGUCGUAUCCAAGGACUUGCUCGACUUCUGAUUCUGGAAAAACUUCCCAAGAUUGCCGACCGAGAUAGUUAUAUGGACCAGCGCCGUGCCGAGCGCGGCAGACCUGCCUUGAACCGUGGCUAUCGCAACACGUAUGGCAUAGGAGGCAACGUCAAAGAUCAGGAAGAAGACGAGGUCGCCGAGUGGGUCGAUGAGUCGGAAGUUGCUUCUUAUCAUACAAUGACUGUUCCUUAUGGAGAAAAGUACCAUGCCAGCAAGAUCAAUCGACUUCUUUACGCCAAGGACCUCCUUCUUAACGCUGAAUGGAAUUUGCCAAAAGAUCGCGAGGUUUACCUUCAUCGACACCCCUGCUUCUUUGGUACUGCUGAGGAAGUUAUUCAGGACUGUUGCGGUUAUUGUCCGAUUCCCAAGACUGAUGAAGAAAUUGAGGUUGCUGAAGAGGAGAGUAAGACCUACGUAUCUGGUGAGCUAAAAUUCGUCAUGGAUGAUCCAGGACGCCAGGAAAUUGGCUCUUUCAAUCCAAUCACCGAUGACGAGUGGACUACUAUGGCCUACGUGGGCGAUACUGCUCGCCUCUGCCAAGCGAUUGUGGAUGAAGAUCUUGAGCAUGUUCAAGAUUGGUGUUGUCAGGAAGAUGUUGAUGUUAACCGCCGAGACUACACUGGUCGUACGCCACUGCAGCUCGCUGCUAUGGCAUCUACUGCAGAGAUUGUUCAGUGCCUGAUUGACAAUGGCGCACGCAUGGUCGCUAGACUCGUCGAUGGAAGAACUGCGUUGCAUAUUGCUGCUGGUCGUGGCAAUGCACAGAUGGUCAAAGCACUCAUGAACAGAAGCUUGGAGAAUGAGGAGGACGAAGAAGAAAUGAAGGAGGCUCGUCGCGAUGCUAGACGCGCGGAGCAUGCCGCCGAAGGCGAGUCCACAGACAGCGACAAUAAAGACGGAGAUGACGAAGGUGAUGAUGCGAAUUCCGAGGCCUCAGAAAUUACCUUGGAGAGCGAAGAUUCGGACUCAAUGACUAUGGGAUCAUUUGUCAAAAUCGACAAAGAUAAAAAAGACGAGGAGGUUCUUGAGGACGAUUCCAUGGAAGACCCAGAUGUUUAUGAUAUCGAUGUCAUCGCCUGGGAUUACGGUCUCUCUCCCCUCCAUCUUGCCAUUCUCAACGGACACCUGGAAAUUAUUGAUCUUCUUGUAUCCGAGUAUGGGGCCGAUGUGCUCCUUCCUGUCAAGCUUGUUGAUCCUGGUACCAGCAAUGCACGAGCAGCAAUCAUGACUAUCGUUCUUGCCAUGUUUCUUCCCACGGAGAAAGCCAAAAAGGUCGUGAAGAAACUUCUUGAACUCGGAGCUACAUCUGCUCAAGGAGAUAUGCAACAAAAUUCAGCCUUUCAUUAUGUUGUCUCUCAGGAUAAUAGUGAUAUUCUGGACGUCCUGCUAUCCAACGAUCGUCCUGCUGCACUUAGUGUUCUCAACAAUAUGGGGUUCAUGGAUCAUUGGGGCAACAACACUGUGUCGCCACUGACCACCGCAGUUCAGAAUAGGAACAAAGACUUGGUUGAAAAGCUAUUGAAGCUCGGCGCGAAUCCAUCGGUAUCAUUUGAAGUUUGGAUUAAGGCGUACUUGGCCAAGAAUGAUUGGGCAAAAACGCAGUCCUCAGAGUCAAACAUGAACUCUUUUCGGCAUUCAGUCUCUCAGCCUAUCAUUACGGCCGCUGACAUGGAGAUGGGAGAGACUGUCAUGGACCUUCUUCGCCAUGGUGCAGACCCUGCCACUCUUCAACAAUCAAGUUGGCACCUUGUUCAGAAUCCAAGCAGGAGCCAUUAUGACACCGGAAAAAGCCUGUUAGACAUCAUUCAGAUCAAGUUAGAAGCACUACGCAACUAUAGGGAGCCAGAUAAUAGUCCGAAAAAACCAGAAACUCUCAAGUCAGAGGAGCAUUAUACUAGCGGGCUUACUGACGGAACUUAUCGACAUUGGAGUGCUACGAGUGACUUUCAGGAGAUGAAACGAUCCAACCAAAGACAGUGGUUAGAGUACCAGGAUUCACUUUCAACCAAGGAUGAAAAUGGUGUGAGUGAAAAGAAAGCCGCAAUCGCUAAAUUGAUACAAGAGCUCGAGGUUACUGAGAAGUCGUUGCUUGAUGUUGGUGCUAAGCCAUUCUAUGAAAUGUUUCCCGAGAUACCGAAGCUCCAGAACAACCAUUAUCCAUCUCAACAUUUCGGGCGCAAGUCAGAGCCUUACGAUACGAAAUUUACCAUCCGCGUACCAGAUCUAACAGAUGUCAAGAAAGAAGGUUACUUCAAACUCUUUGAAGCAGCGUGGUCCAAUGAUCUAGAAACUAUCAAGGCAAUAACUCUUGCGCCCUGGGCUAGGGGGAAAGACGAAAUUUCUAACCCCCCACUACAGAUUGCUGUUCAGGAUGGUAAUGGCUUUAGUCCGUUCUCUAUUGCAGUGAAGAGAGGACACCGCGAACUUGCCCGAAAGAUUGUGGAGAUCUGCGUUACUCAAUAUCACGAGGACGACAAUAAGACUCAUCGCGAGCGCUGGAAUUUGAGAACAGAUGAUAGCGACGAUGAAGACAAUAUUAACGAGCUCCCUCCGAUAUUUUCAGAGCUGAUCAGCGAUAAAUUCACUGUUGACAAUCUGGGAGAAGUGUCGAAUGUUGUCAAGAGCCAUGUGCUACCGCUGACAAUGAUCGAAUGGAAUUGCCCAUUUGAGAGAUUUGCGGACAACUAUACCGGCCUUGGGUCUCGAGGGAAUCUCUUGGCCGACGCCGUUGACUCGGAUGAUAUGGAUCUUUUGAAAUUCAUGCUCGACCUCGGCGCCGAACAACAAGCCCUUCGCGCCGAAGAACCAGAGGAUCGAAAGGCAUACACAAUUGGUACGGAUGUGUUUCAACGAGCAAUUCAGCGUGGUCAAACCUCAAUGCUGGCUGAAAUGAUCAAAGCUACCGGUGUUGGGAUUCCCUUGAAUGAUCUCAUCCAGAAGAGUGGCGUCGAGAUCAAUGAUAAACCUAAAUAUUAUCAGGGUCUCAGUGUUGGUGGGAAAAAGCGUGCAGAUUGGGCGCAAGCUCCCGGUGGUAAUGUCGCAGUUGCUGAAAACAAAAUCCCCCCCUUGCUCCUGGCUGCUCACGCGGGCAGUAUCGAGUCUGUGGAGUGGUUCAUGAGCGAUGCCCCAAUGCGACGUUACAAGGAGUUUGCAGAGCAAAACGAAAAGGACAAGAGAAUUAAGUCUCUAACAGAGUCAGACAAAGGGUUUGGCAAGACUAUUGGCAAAUGGUUGGACACGAAAAGCGAACUGACACUUCACUGUGCCAUACUUUGGGCACCAUGCGCCGAACUCAAAGAUACAUAUCUUGCGCUUAUCAAGCACCUCGUUUCCGUUAUGCCGGAAACCUUAGAGCAGAAAUCAUCUGAUGGAUGGACGCCACUACAUCUUGCCGUUUGUCAGUAUCAGGAAGAAGUUGUUUCUUAUCUGAUCUCUGUUGGAGCAAACCAGCGCUCUCGUGAUAGAAUUGGCCGCAACAUGAUCCACAACAUGGUCAAGCCUCCUGUCUACUUUCCAAUUGAGAAGGUCAAAGAGACACUCCCAAAACUGCUCGAACUCUUCGAUAAAGCCGCCGUAAAGGAGAUGCUUCUGGAGCGCUGCAACGAAACUCCUGGAGCGUUGACUCCUCUUGCAUAUUGGAUGGCUAGAGCUGGAACAGGAUGGUCCAAGGACCCAUACUUCAUUCCUAUCCUGGCUAAGCAUUCUUCGAGCGAGGAUCUCGAGAUGGUCAAUGGAGAAGGAGACUUACCUUUGCAUGUGGCGGUUAAACAAGGCUGGAGCACAAUGACUUCAUAUCUCCUCUCCCUCAACCCAUCUCUACUGUACCGCGAGAAUUCAACCGGCCGUACACCCCUCGAAAUGUCUCGAGACAAGUGGAUCGCCUCCUGCGCCGAGAACCCGCCUUCGAUUUCCGUCCGUAACCCACACGCUCACUACACUCUGAUUCAAAGAUCGGCUUCCGAUUUUGUCAAGAAGGACGUAGAUAGGCUAGGAGACAGCGCGAAGCGCACUUGGGAAAUUUGUGCUAAGGCUGACGAGGAAGCAAGCGAUGGUAUGAGAAAGAGGAGACUUGUAAGCUUGCUUGAAGCCAAUGAAGUCGCUAAGCGGGUUGCGGGGUCGAAGAGCAGAUCUGGGGGACGCCAGACUGUUAUCAAUGGCGGACUGGUUGUUACGGAAGGAAGUUGGGAUAUUGUGUCGUCGUGGAAUCAGAGAUGA